AUGAACGUUUGCUGGCUUAUAAGCGAAGAGCGACUUCACAAACCAAUCAAGCUGCUUCACUGGCAUGCAGUUGUCCUGGGUCGAGGACCUGAAACCAAAAUUAAAGACAAAAAAUGUUCCCGUCGCCAAGUUGAACUGAAAGCAGACUACAACAAAGGUUAUGCCAAAGUCAAACAGCUGGGCUUUAAUCCAACAUCAAUGGAUUCAACAGUUAUUGGAAAGGGGAAUGAGGUGAAGAUGAAGCCUGGACAGCUGUUGCACAUUGUCAAUGAGCUUUACCCCUAUACUAUACAGUUCAAAGAAGAAAGUAGUGGUGAGCAGCGUGGAGUCAAACGACCACGCGAGCCUAUUCCUGUGGCCAAUGAAACUUCUGGACAUGCUUCCAGCCAAGCUACUACUAAGAACAAUGAAAAGGAAAAGUCUACUCAGUCAGAGAGUCAUCCUAACCAAGCCUCAAAGAACGUUGGAGGGAUUGGGCUUUGGAACCAAGGUCUGAAAGUAUCAAUGCAAGACCCCAAAAUGCAGCUUUACAAAGAUGAGAAAGUGGUAGUUAUUAAAGACAAAUACCCCAAGGCUCGCUACCACUGGCUAGUACUUCCAUGGCAGUCUAUUCCCAAUCUGAAGGCACUACGAAAAGAGCAUUGUGACCUAGUGAGGCACAUGCACAAAGUUGGAGAGCAGAUGGUUUGCCAAUGCCCAGACUCUGACUCCUUGCGUUUUCGCCUUGGCUACCAUGCCAUCCCCAGUAUGAGCCAUGUUCACCUUCAUGUGAUAAGCCAGGACUUUGACUCCCCAUGCUUAAAGAACAAGAAACACUGGAAUUCAUUUACCACAGAUUAUUUUAUUGAAUCAAAGGAUGUUCUUCAAAUGCUCGAAUCAGAAGGAAGAGUUGGUGUUGAAGAAGGCACAAGUGAAUUGCUGAAAAUACCUCUUCGCUGUCACAUGUGUGCCAAAGAGCUUGCAACUAUACCUGCGCUUAAGGAACAUCUCAAAAUACACUUCUAA
This is a messenger RNA of Knipowitschia caucasica, 1005 nucleotides long. NCBI's taxonomy places the organism in Eukaryota, Metazoa, Chordata, Actinopteri, Gobiiformes, Gobiidae. The record is from the annotation of a GenBank genome assembly.